ACUUGUUUGCUCGCCCCCUAUGAUCAUAGGUGGUCGAUAACCUUUUGGUCAGACCUCCGGGCUAUGCUAGCCUAGUAGCCCACGUUGAGCUUAGUUUGAAACAUGGACAUAAGCACUGUAAAUUCUCUGUCUUAUGAAGAUUUUGUGGAUACUUUUGGAAACGUUGUUGAGAGAAGUCCACUGAUAGUCGCUGCGAUAUGGCCGUACCGCCCGUUCGCUAACCUGUCAGACUUAGAGGCCCGUAUUUCUGAGUUAAUCGACAGCCUUCCGGAAUCAGGUAAAGAGGGCAUUCUCAGGUGUCAUCCCGACCUAGCGGGCAGGGACCUCCAGAGGGGGACGUUAACCCGCGAGUCACAAGAGGAGCAGAGCCAAGCCGGCAUGGCCUCCCUGAAUCCCGAGGAGACCACGCGAAUGUACCGUCUCAACACCGAGUACAAGAGGCGUUUUGGCUUCCCAUUUAUCAUAUGCGCCAAGAUGAACAACAAAGCUGCUAUUCUGCGCCAGUUGACCGAGCGCUCUGGGAACAGCCAGACGAAGGAGAGAGCCCACGCAAUUGAUGAGGUUAAAAAGAUUUGUAAUCUCCGGCUGCGUAAUGUUGUGUUGCCUGACAUUCAAAAUAAACUGUAAUUGGGAUCAUU
Molecule: messenger RNA, 638 nt
Organism: Clupea harengus (Atlantic herring)
Lineage: Eukaryota; Metazoa; Chordata; Actinopteri; Clupeiformes; Clupeidae
Gene: urad
Product: ureidoimidazoline (2-oxo-4-hydroxy-4-carboxy-5-) decarboxylase
Biological process (GO): allantoin metabolic process; urate catabolic process
Cellular component (GO): peroxisome
Molecular function (GO): 2-oxo-4-hydroxy-4-carboxy-5-ureidoimidazoline decarboxylase activity
Source: RefSeq, a predicted model, not a curated record